AUGAAGGGUUUUGGUUUCGGUAGUGCCACAGUUUACCUAACAGGAGGAUUUCCAUCAUUACAUGCUUUAGCAGCUUUUUUAGAUGAUAAUUAUCGUACAAAUUUUAAUAUUCCUAAUAAUUGGUCUGUGUUUUUUAAUGGAAGAGAUAAAACUCGUUAUAUUAAUUUAUUGAAAGAAAUUAUAAUUGGACCUUAUCAUCCAGAUGAAGUCAUAUUGAUGGAUAUUAAACCACAUGAGCAACAUACAGCUGUUGAUUUUUAUCUUACACAAAAAUAUCUUGGCAUACCUAUUGUUGCAUUAAGUGAUUUGAAACAGGAAGGUAAAAAAUUAUUUUAUGAACAAAAAGGUGAACGAAAAUUAAUAAAAAGAAUUUAUAAUCGUCUUAUAUUCGAUGAAGUUGAUGAUGAUGCAAAUAUUUUUAAAGAUAAUAUUGAUAUAAGACAAGAUUUGGAUGUUGAAUGGAUAAUACAUCCAAAUUGGUUUUAUCGAAUAAGUAAAUAUCUUUUACCAAUAUUAAAAGGAGAUUGUGUAUUCAAUACAUAUUAUUUAAAUGAUAUUAUUGAUGUUAAAAAAAGUGAUAUUGAAAAAAUCAAAGAUCCAAAAAAUUGGAUAUUAGAACGAAAAAUUGAAUAUGAACCAGUUUUAAAUGUUAAUAGUACUCCUAUUAAAGGUGAAAUUCGUUUAAUGUAUCUUUGGCCUGAUAGUAGAGAAAAGCCAAUAUUAACUUCAAACGUUCUACGUUUAAGUACAGGCAAAAUGAUUAAUUCUCAACUUAAUAAAAAUUCAGAAUGGGCUGGUUCAUCAAUGGCUUUUUUUCAAAAACCAACUUAA
Molecule: messenger RNA, 831 nt
Organism: Adineta steineri
Lineage: Eukaryota; Metazoa; Rotifera; Eurotatoria; Adinetida; Adinetidae
Source: the annotation of a GenBank genome assembly